UUAAGAAUUAAGCUGUGUUGAACAUUGAAGCAAUGCCAACAGCCCCAUCUUCUUUAAUGAAGAAAAAAAGGAGUGAAGAUUUAUAAUCCGCAUUAUAAAGCAUGGCUAAGGAAAUACAUAUAACUCUGUUGAAGGUGGAAGACCUGCACCAUGUGUGGUACAGAGAAGCUGCCAGCAUCAGCUGCUCUGAGGAAGUGAAGAAAUACCAUGAGAUGAUGGAGAAACUCAAUGAAUUGAUGGAUGAUGAUCAGGCCAUUACCCACAAAGUUCACCGCCCAACUAUAGGACAGUUCUAUGCCGGCAGGGAUGUGAAGGAAAGAAGAUGGUUCAGAGUCAAGAUAAAGAAUUUAAUGCUUGCUACCAAAAAUGGACCUACAGCAAGUUGCUUCCGUGUGGACUUUGCAGAUACAGUAAUGAUUCAGUUUUCAAACCUGAGGAUUCUCCCAGAAGAAUAUGGUGUCAAAAAUAUACCUAAACAAGCCAAAGAGAUGGCUUUCUAUGGCUUGCAGCCUCUGACUCUAGUCACAGAUCUAAUAGAAAUGAAUACCACACCAAAGCCCUGUUUUAAGUGGAGUGUGUCUGCUGUAGAGCACGUCAGACGUAAAGUCAAAAAUCAUAGCUGUAAAGUCCAAAUAAUGGGUACAGAUCACAAUGGCCGCCAUUACGUUCGCCUUUUCACCAAGAUGGCAGACAUGGAAUGGAUGUGCAUCAACGAUGACUUAGUUGAAUUGGGAUAUGCUGUGUUUUCACACCAAGUUGCAGAACAAGAAAAAGCAGGCUCCACCUCGCCCUAUACCACAGAGACAAGAUCAAAGCCCAGCUCAAAGUCUCGUACUCUGAAUGACUUUUUGGGGGAGGAAAAGGAGAAGGAGGAGAUUCGACAGAAACAGAGGCAGCAAUACUUGGCAGACUACCCACAGUCUUCCCACUCCCCCUCACUCCCUACCCUUGUCAGUGAUGAAAACAGCAGCGAUGGCGAGAUGGAGGCUAUUAGAAGACAAAUACAGUCACUAGAGGGCAGCAAGGGUAGUGAUAACAUAAAUACAACUUCACAGCCGGUUGUGACUGGUGGAGGAGAUGGCAUUGACCAAAACACAAACCUGCACCAAAAACCACUUGUGAGACCAGGUGGUGACAGUUACGAAAGUGAUUCUGCUGUUAAACAAAGAAUCACAAGAAUGCCAUACCAAUCAGAGGCACAACCAAAUAUGAUUGGCCAAGGCAGUGGAAGGUCAAGGUUAGGUGCUCAAAGGGGGUCAGCGAGUACUGAUACACCUCAGGAACUCUUUGGGACUAGUGUUGCAUCCAGUAUGGUGCAAAGUGAAAAAUCAUGUACCAGUCAUCAAUUACGAACAGGGCAAACAUUUGAGCAUUCAAUAUCAAAUCCAGUGUCAGGACCAACAGAUGCAUUGUCUCAACAGGUCACUGAUUCACAUGGAAAGUCAUCCACAAGAACCAGUAUUCCUAGUCUCCAAAGACAUAUUCCACUUAGUGGAUCAUCUCUCCUUUCUACACUAAAAAAGCUCAGUCCAUCAAAAAGUAACGUAGUUGAGACCACAAGUGUCAACAGUCCUGGAGAAAUGCACCCAAGCCCUUCAUUGUCGACAGAUCUGGAAAGUCCAAAAUCAGUUUCAUCUUCUGAGGUUGACAGCAAGAAAGCAGAAACACAUGCAAAGCCUAAGAUGCCAUCUUUGCUGUCAGCUUUGAAAAGUCAGGCUGCAAGACAGCAGGUGUCUGGUAUUUCUCAUGCCCAACCCAGUGCCUGUAACCGUUCUGAAUUGAGCUCAGGUUCUCCUGCUGUAUUGAGUGGAGUAGUAGAGCAAGCCAAUGGGAACAAUGCUGCCAUGGUGAUGAACAAGGUUGAGGCUGUGCCGCAGCAGGAUUUAACUGCUUCACAUAAUUCUCCAGUAUUAGGUGCAGAAAAGGAGACAUUUUCAACCAGAAUAUCUCCAGACAAAGUGCCCUCUAAUAUGCAAAGAAGCGAGCCAUCUUCUAUUAUGGUAUCGAGUAAACCCCCACAAAAGCCCAUGGGAAGAGCCUCCAUGUUGAUAAAUUCUCUCAUCAUGGUGAAUUCUCCUAAAGUUGGUCUCUCUGUUAGAGAUAUGGAUGCCACUGUGAGCCCCGAUGGUAAGAGGACUAGUCUUGUAAAAGUUUCAUCAAGUGAUGUUCCCAAGACGGUAUUCAAACAACCCUCUUGCUCUGCAGUGGCAGACUGUGAAACAAGCCGUCAAACUGAAAAACAACAAGAACAAUCUGAAGAUAAUUUGGUGUCUCCUUUAACACAAUUGGCAGAGAAGACUGACCCUGAUGCUCUACAGCCAGAAGAACUGUCUGUCAUGGAGGAACAGCUGACAAAAACAGAGGAUCAGAUAUCAGUAGAAAACAAGACAGAAUCUGAAAUUCCUCAUGACUCGAUAGAAAGAAGACUGGAAAUAGAGAAUGAAAUGCUAAAUCAACCAGGCUCAUCUGACUCUUCAUCAGCAUCAUCUCGGUCUAGCAGGAAAGGAAAAGGAAAAGGAAACAUCAGUUGGGCAGAAGAACCAACAAUACAUACCUUACCUGAGACAACAUUGGUAUCACAAUUCCCUUCAGAGGUCUAUGCAGUAUACAGAUCUGUUGCCCUGGAAACUGUUUCUACAGAAACUGCCCAAGAUGGCCAAUCAAGACAGGCUCAAUUAUCCACACAGUCACCUAUUACACAGACACAGGUAGCAGCACAGUCUGUAGGUGGCAGUGGUGCUAUAUCAAAGAGACCCACCACUGCCCGCCUGCCUGGUGUGGCACUACAGAAACAGAAAAAGGAAUCUCAAAGUCCUGAUAUUUUGAACACACCUUCCCCACCUCAAAUACCAGGGUCUAGUGGUAAACCCUUGAAGUCGAUCCUGAAGAAGAGGGAUUCUAGUGUCUACUUCUCAGACCAAGAAUCCAGUCCACUGAAUCUCCCUGGUGAUGUGGUGCCCUCCCCCAGGUAUUCUUCCUCUGAUUCUGAGACACUUGGUAACCCUGGAGAACAGGGGACACCAGAAAGGAGAAUCCUAGACGAAGACCUUUUUAGCUUUUUUCAUGGACAACAUUUUGGAUCUCCCAUGCUAACACAGCAGGCGCGAGGACUUCCACAGAAGGACAUCAGUGAACAUGGAGUGCUGGUGGACGGGGAGAGACCCUCGCCGCCAUGUUUGUCUGUGACAGACGCAAACUUUGAUGAUCUUGUCAACAGGGGUUUAUAUGACAGAAAGUUUGGCGCCCCAAUCCUGGUUCAGGCUUACAUAUGGCGACCCAUGAUGCGGGCCCGUCAUGUUGUAGCAGUGUCUCCCCCUAGAAGUGGUAAAACACUGGCGUACUUGUUGCCUGUGAUAUCACAUAUACUGCAGCGGGACACAUACAAAGAUGUGCCUGCAGGGAAUGGGCCCCUAGCCCUCAUAGUGACCCCAUCCUGGAAGAAGGCACAGCAAGUAUUUGACUGGUGUUAUGACUUCCUUGGUGGCCGUCCUGACGCCAAGACGCUGAUUAUAUAUGGGGGCGGUUCAGAAGAGGACCAGUAUAUCCCACUGCUCAAUGGUUGUAAGAUACUGGUGGCUACCCCCUACUGCCUCCUCAGGAUGAUAGAGAAGGGCUACACCAACCUCAACAGACUGUGUCACCUUGUCAUGGAUGAUGCUGAUGUCCUCACAGAGGACUUCACUGACCAAAUCUGUCAGUUGAUGACUGGCUACACACAAGUCCUAAGGACAGUGGAGUCCAGCUCGCGUCCACAGCAGAUAGUUAUGGUGGGCAGCCAGUGGACACCAGGGAUGGCCUCCUUCAAGGACACCUUCAUGGUGGAUCCCCUGGUCAUCAUAACCUCUAAACUGGAGGCAUCCAUUUAUGCUGGAGUAAAGCAGAGUGUGUACAUGUGUGUAGCUGCUCAGAGAGACCAGCAGUUGCUUGGUAUCCUCAAUACAUUUGUUCUGCAGGACAAGAAAGCCAUCAUUUUCACCAACUCUACCAGAGAUGCCAUAGAUCUCUCCCAGGUCCUGAAGAGCCAGAGCAUGUAUGUGUUAGUAGCUCACAAAGAGCUGUUGUCAGAUCAACUGGAGGAUAUUCAGAAAGAUUGGAAUAUUGACCACAGAGAGGGGUCCAAACCCGUGUUAAUCCUAACAGAUGAGUGCAUCAAGGAGCUUAAGCUGACCAAUGCCACAUGUACCAUCCACUUCUCCCUCCCUGACACCAAGAAGGCUUUUGUGAACAGAUAUGGAUGUAUGCUGGAAAACUUCAAGAGGAGUCAACAGGAGGAACAGAUUGUCCUCACCUCCUAUAUCAUCAUCACAGAUCAGUGUACAGAACAAGCUCAAACUGUAUUACAGCUUCUACUUAGAACUAAGUCUUAUGUGCCAAAGAAACUGCAGACCAUGGUAGAGGAUGUCAAAAAGGCCAAAGAAGAAGAAAAGUCAAAACCACUGUGCCAUUACUUGAAAUCAUUUGGAGUUUGCCGAGAGCGCCAGAGGUGUGAGCACCGCCAUGUUGUAGUGAAGGAGCAAGAUACGCCUGGCAUCUCGAAGCACCAUAUCAGUCUGCCCACAUCCGGGGAAGUCAAGGUCCUUGUUACCCAUGUCAUUGACAGUGCAUCAUGUUUUUAUGUGCGUCUCCAAGAGCUCCGCAGUGAGACGGAGGACAGUUUCAAAGCAAUGGCCGCCGCCUACGUACAACUGGUGUUGGACAUGAACAUGUGGUUUCAAGUUAAGGAUAAUCAAAUUAUUCAAGAUGAAAUUUGUGAGGGAACAGUAUGUGCUGUACAAGACGGUCAAAAAUGCUACCACAGAGUACAAAUAACAUGUAUUCCACAGUCAGAAUUUGAAACUGUAAAAGAAGUCCAGGUCCAGUAUGUUGAUGUAGGGAAGCUGGAGUGGGUUCCCAAGUCCAGCAUACUCAAACUGCCGCAACAUUUCCUGGAGGUGCCAUUCCAGGCUGUGGAAGUUUAUUUGUGCUGUAUUAAACCUGUGGAUGAUGACACUGAGUGGACCAGAAAGGCAGUAGAGUUUGUUCACCAGUUGGUAGAGGACAAGGAAUUAGAUGGCAGGAUAUGUCUGAGCCUGGGGAACACAUUAUGGCUGAACCCCGUGGUGUCCAGAGUAAAGCUGCAGUGUACCAGGUCUUUCUUCCACCAGUUUAGUCUGAGGAAAGACUUACUGAGAAAUGGACUGGCUGUUAAUAACCUGCAGCACUUGGACAAACUCUAUGAGCUGUGUGAAGGGAAGGUUGAUAUUGUACAGAGGGCGCCAAAAGACAACAUGGACGACAGCCUCCAAAGUGUGACAGUUGCCAUGGAGACAGAGAUAUUGCCAGAGAGUGAAGAGUACCAUGAGGUGUAUGUGGCAUCCAUUGACUCCCCAGGGAUAUUCCAUGUACAGAAGAGAGAGAUGGAGAAAAAAAUUGUUGCAUUGAUCGAUGAAAUAAAUGAGGAAAGUGAACACAUCUUACAAGACACUUCUUAUGUGGAUAUUACCUGUGGCACCCUUGUGUUGGCUCUUUUCCCAGAGGAUGAUAGAUGGUACAGAGCCCAAGUUUUGGCCACCAGGGGGCACAGUGAGGUUCAUGUCCUCUUUGUUGACUAUGGUGAGAGAGAAUGGCUGGUAUUUGAUAAGAUCCGUAACCUGCCAGAGAAGUACAGGACGCUGCCUUUCCAAGCCAUUGAGUGCUGCCUGGCAGAUCUUGCACCCAGGGAGGGCCAGUGGAAGGAAGGUGACACUGAUGCAUUCUGGGACUUGGUGCUGGAUGACCAGGAUCAGAAGAUUGCUUUAGUUGCCAAGGUGAUCAACAGAAGUCCUGCCAUGUAUGGUGGCUGUCACCGAUAUCACAUUGUGUUGUAUGACACAGAAAGUGAGGAUGUCACCAUCAACAUUGGUGACACUUUGGUGACCCAGGGGCGUGCUGUUAGCCUACAUAUACCAGAGGAAGUGAUAGAGGAGGUCAUCAUAGGCAGCAAGCAUUAUGACUACCCCUACCAGAAGAUCCCAGACCUGUGUGCAGCCUUGCAGAUAUCUACGGAUGAGAUGAGAAGAUUGUUUAUAGCUAAAGCUUUACAAAGGACAGUCAUGAAUUCUGCGAAUUUCAAGGAUGAAAUCAGGGAGAUAGGUGGAAUCCGUCUACUUUGUGGUCUCCUAAACCAGGAGACUUCCUCAGAAUGUGUGGAGUACCUGCUCCUGACUCUCAUCUCCAUGUGUGCAAAUAACUCCUGUAACAUGGAAGAAUUGAGGAAUGAAGGAGGAGUGGACAUCUUGUGUAACUUACUUGCAGUGGCAUUUGACCCAAGUCUCCAGGCCCGGGCUGCUUGGGCCAUAGGGAGUGUGGCAGUCUCUGAGAGGAAUCGUUCUGCUGUUCUUGAGUGUGGUGGAUUGGAAACAUUGAAUAAGCUUCUGGAGCCAUCUAGUGAUAUCAUUGUCCAGAGAGAUGUGACCAAAGCAAUGGCCAACUUGGUGGUGGAAUGUCCAAGAAAUGCCAAGUCACUGAUAGAACUUGGGGUGAUACAGAAGCUAAAGGAAGUGGUGCUGAUGUCCCAAGAUGCUGACCUGCUAGAACACACCCUUGGAACCCUGAGUGGCAUUGUUACCCACCCUGACUGCAGACAAGCAGUGCAGGAACAAGGAGGGGUAGAAGCCAUAUGUAAGGGGUUGAGCUCCCUGGAGGAAGAAAAGGUGGUCGGACCAGCAAUUAAGGCCCUCAGGUGCUUGGCAUUUGACAAUAAAAGAAACAAAGAAGUUAUGAUAGACCAGGGACUUGUACCAGUGCUGAAAAAGCUGUGUGACUCUACUGGUUUCCUCACCAAUGUGACAAGAAGACAUUGCAGAGACUUUCUCAAUAAACUGACUGCCUUUCAAAGAGAUGCAGUGGGCAAGAGCUGUGUAAAUGGAACAUCACAUGUGGAAUCACCAGAAAGGCAGCAACCAGUGAGACUUAAGCAUCACUCGCCCCAAAAGCCCAAGCCUCAGAAGCUGCUCCUUACUCCUAUUGUCAAAGGCCUUCCACCUCUGGAGACCACUGAGGAACAUGUAGCUAAUGUGAAGCCCCCAGUAAAGUGGUACCAGGACAGUAACCAUGUGGUCUUGAAGAUCCUGGUCAGAGGGGUGGAACAGAAAGUGGUCAACUUUGGGGACAGGACUGUGAGAUUCAGUGCCACAGUUCUGGACACGUUUUAUCACUUUGACCUGGAGCUCUAUGAGAACAUAGUGCAGUCCAAGUGUCUGGUGGAUGUACGAGGAGGGGAGGUGUUGAUCAGACUACACAAGGCUACGACUGGACGGUGGCCAAGGCUGCAGAAGCAUAAGUCUAAACCUGCAUACAUAUCUCUGGACUUUGAGAACUAUGCUGGCAGUUCCUCUGAAGCAGAAAUGGCCGAUUCUGAAGAUGAAUCCCCAUUCAUUCCAAGGAGAAAGGCCAAGAACCCAUUCCGCGAGAGUUCCGACCCUCCAGUGCCCCACCUGGUGGAGGGUGUGCCUCCUGACCUUGAACCCUGGUCAUCAGAGUCGACCAAUGAAGAAGACGAGGAGGAGGAGGAGUCUCAGGGAGACAGACCUCAACGUCACCCAGAGUACUUUGAUUUAUAAGAUGGUCAGCCAUUUUGUUACAGAUUUGAAUGGUUCUUUUUGGUCUAAACCAAAUCCAUUAUUAAAGCAUGAUGUCCUAGAUGCGUUUACCAAAGCAACAAACAAGACUUAAAAACACAGACCCAGAUUUGGGCAGCCGUCUUGUUAUGAAUCAGAAUGGCGCCAUUUCUUUAAGUUUUUUUUUUUUUUUU
Molecule: messenger RNA, 7771 nt
Organism: Lingula anatina
Lineage: Eukaryota; Metazoa; Brachiopoda; Lingulata; Lingulida; Lingulidae
Biological process (GO): germ-line stem cell division
Molecular function (GO): metal ion binding; protein binding; ATP binding
Source: RefSeq, a predicted model, not a curated record